Messenger RNA from Anopheles marshallii, 1101 nucleotides. RefSeq names its product inactive CLIP domain-containing serine protease A8-like. The coding region runs from base 1 to 1101 and encodes 366 amino acids. The record is from RefSeq and is a predicted model, not a curated record. Gene Ontology annotation, biological process: proteolysis. Gene Ontology annotation, molecular function: serine-type endopeptidase activity. Lineage: Eukaryota; Metazoa; Arthropoda; Insecta; Diptera; Culicidae. The transcript is spliced from 4 exons.
AUGUAUCUUCCAAGUGCAAUCGUUCUACUGUGCCUAACUCUACACCAUACAGCAGCGAACAUCGUAAAGCAACCAGAACCGUGUAAUAGUGGCCACUGUUUACCGAAACAUCUCUGCCCUACCGGAAGUGUGGACGAUGCACCAACCCUUGGACAAAGCGAUCUUAUUACACUGCAGGUUGAUGAAGAGAGCGAGUGUGGAGAUUUCAUGAAGAUCUGCUGCGCAGGGUCAUCCCUUACCAAUAGUACAUCGACCCCAGCAGCAAAUGACGCAGUACCAAGGGCGGAUCAGAAGUGUGGAAUUUCCAACCCUCAAGGAUUAGUUUACAACGUGGAAUCGAAUCUUACGUAUGCGAAAUAUGCGGAGUUUCCUUGGACUGUUGCUAUUUUUCAAAUAUCUUUUUCAUUGAAAAAUAUUGAGCUAAUAUACGUAGGUGGAGGCACUCUCAUACAUCCGAAGUUUGUAGUGACGGCAGCUCACACGCUGAAGAAACCGCAUCGAUAUGUAGCUCGGUUUGGUGAGUGGAAUAUUAAGUCCGAUGCGGAGAUCUAUCCAGCGCAGGACAUUGGAAUAGAGGAGCACAUCGUACACCCUUCCUUCCACGAUUUUUGCACUCCCGAGAACGAUAUAGCUCUAGCCGUAUUGAAGCAAAGCGUUAUCUACACGGCACACAUUCGACCCUUGUGUCUUCCGAGCCCGCAGGAUGUAUUCGACGGGCAGCGCUGUAUCGCGACCGGUUGGGGAUUGGACGUACGAACUAAGCAGCCAGCACCUGUAAUGAAGCGGAUUGAGCUGGACGUUGUACCACGGGCACGUUGCCAGAUGUUGUAUCAGGUGGCGGACGCCGACAGUUCGUUCCGGUUGCAUCGUAGUUCUAUGUGUGCGGGUGCGGCAGACCUCCAGGAUACGUGUGAUAAGGAUGGUGGUACACCGAUGGCCUGCCCAAAGGAGGAUGGGUCUUACGUUUUGGCAGGCAUUACUUCCUGGGGGUUGGAUUGCGGCAAACCUGAUGCGCCGGGAGUUUAUGUGGACGUGGCGAAGUUUGCUUGCUGGAUAAAUGACACGAUCGAGGGCUACGAGGAGUUGCAUGCGGAAGAAUAA